This is a messenger RNA of Episyrphus balteatus (marmalade hoverfly), 2700 nucleotides long. It is a transcript of the gene Med, whose product is annotated as mothers against decapentaplegic homolog 4. Gene Ontology annotation, molecular function: RNA polymerase II cis-regulatory region sequence-specific DNA binding; DNA-binding transcription factor activity, RNA polymerase II-specific; I-SMAD binding. The transcript has 9 exons. Bases 511 to 2640 code for a protein of 709 amino acids. Gene Ontology annotation, biological process: anatomical structure morphogenesis; BMP signaling pathway; transforming growth factor beta receptor signaling pathway. NCBI's taxonomy places the organism in Eukaryota, Metazoa, Arthropoda, Insecta, Diptera, Syrphidae. The record is from RefSeq and is a predicted model, not a curated record. Gene Ontology annotation, cellular component: heteromeric SMAD protein complex.
CAUUUUUCAUUCUCGGAAGAACCUUUUUUCAUCACCGCAAAAAUAUUUUCCAACAGAUUGUGGUUAAAUUUAUUAAAUAAUUUACAUUAAAACAACUAAUUACUUACAAAACCAUCUUAUUAAACUGUUUAUUAUGUAAACUAACAGAAAAUUCUUAUAGUUUUCUUACAAAAUUCAAUUGAAAAGAAGAAUUCUAUUCAAUUCCAAACUUUGAAGGGUGCAUAGAAAAGCAAAACAAAAAAUAAUAGAAUUACCGAUAAGUGCGUGUGGUGUGAUUCAACACAAAACAAAAAAAAAAUUCCAAUAAUAAAAAAGAAAAACAUUUCUUAUUUCAAUGUUGUGAAAUAAAUUAACUACAAAUGGUUUAAAAUUGUAUCGAAUUUUUAUUAUAAAACAAAAACAUAAAAAAAAGAUAAAAAAAAGAAAAUUUAGCGGCGUGGGGCGGUAAUCAAAUCACACCUCAAAGUGGAUGCCCGGAGUAGCCUGGGUGUUCCCCAGGAUUAUUCAGGAAUGGUUGGUCUUGCUGGUGGUGGACAUUUGUAUGCAAAUGUCUCACCACAAGAUACAAUCAUUGUUCGUGAAAUGAAUUCAAUGCCUCCGCCCCCGACAUCGGCGCCAACAUCCGCUGACGCAUGCUUGAGCAUUGUGCAUUCGCUAAUGUGUCAUCGGCAAGGUGGCGAGAGCGAAGGAUUCGCCAAACGCGCAAUUGAAUCGUUGGUCAAGAAACUCAAAGAGAAACGAGACGAAUUGGAUUCAUUGAUAACAGCGAUAACAACAAAUGGGGCACAUCCUAGCAAGUGUGUGACAAUACAAAGAACACUCGAUGGCAGGUUACAGGUUGCAGGUCGCAAAGGUUUCCCUCAUGUCAUAUAUGCUCGCAUCUGGCGUUGGCCGGAUUUGCAUAAAAACGAAUUGAAACACGUCAAAUACUGUUCAUAUGCGUUCGAUCUCAAAUGCGAUUCAGUUUGUGUGAAUCCAUACCACUACGAGCGUGUUGUGUCGCCAGGAAUCGAUUUAUCUGGCUUGAGCCUGCAAUCGGGUCCAAGUCGAAUUGUCAAAGAUGAAUACUCGGCUGGUCCAGUGGUGGGCGGUGGUGGUGGCAUGGACAUCGAUGGCAAUGAUAUCGGUACAAUACAACAUCACCCGUCACCACUGGGUCCCCAAGGCUAUGGCUAUCCUCAGGGAUCUGUGCCUGAUCCAAGUCAAAUGAGUGCAAUGUUCUCGGGACGAACUAUACCAAAAAUUGAACCGACCGAGGGUCCGCGGAGUCCAUGGAUGGCUCCUCCUCCUCGGUUGGCACCGCAUCCGCUCUCGGUUUCACACGUUAUGCCUUUGCAAGGUCAAGGGUCAAUGAACCCUGCCUCUGUGAUGCCUCCACCGCCGCCUCAAGCACAAUCAACGCAAUCAACACAGUCGUCUCUGCAGGUGAGUUUGUCCGGUGGUGGAGGCGGCGGUGGUGGUGUCGCCUCUGACGGCUCCAGCCAUCUGGGGCAAACAUCACCCACAGAAUCGAGCCAACAAUCUCAGAGUGGUAGUGGCAGUGGUGGCGGUGGAGGCAGCAGUUCCUCUGUUGGUUCCGGACAGGGAUCCUACUAUGGACAAACGAGUUCAUCACAAAUGCCAAAUGCUGAGGGUAAAUUUGGCACGUCUCUAAAUAAUGUUGGCGCCUCUUCGGGUUCGCCACAUAUGCAGCAAAACGGUUAUGUGACAAUGGCUAGUCAACAGCCGAACACACUGCAAACGCAGACAUACACUCAACCGCCACCGCAGGGCGUGGGGGGCGGGGUUGCGGCUGCUGCUGCCCAGGGAACAUGGACGGGUUCAAGUACACUCACGUAUACACAGUCAAUGCAACCUCCAGAUGUUCGUUCACACCAUGGAGGCUAUUGGAAUGCACCAAUUUCGGGUGAUAUGACUGGACAACCAAGACUGUUGUCACGUCAGCCUGCACCUGAAUACUGGUGUUCCAUAGCGUACUUCGAAUUGGACACUCAGGUGGGAGAGACGUUCAAAGUGCCCUCAUCGAAGCCAAAUGUUAUUAUCGAUGGCUAUGUUGAUCCUUCGGGUGGGAAUAGAUUCUGUUUAGGAGCUCUAAGUAAUGUUCACAGAACGGAGCAAAGUGAAAGAGCUCGAUUACACAUUGGAAAAGGCGUUCAGCUUGAUUUACGUGGCGAAGGCGAUGUUUGGCUGAGAUGUCUGAGUGAUAAUUCGGUAUUUGUUCAAAGCUACUAUCUGGACAGAGAAGCCGGACGAACUCCUGGCGACGCAGUUCAUAAAAUUUAUCCUGCAGCUUAUAUAAAAGUAUUCGACCUGCGACAGUGCCAUCAACAAAUGCAUUCACUUGCAACAAAUGCUCAAGCAGCUGCUGCAGCACAAGCAGCAGCUGUAGCUGGGUUACCUAGUACACAGCUUGGUGGAGCACCAAGAGGUAUUACAGCGGCUGCAGGCAUUGGUGUCGAUGACCUGCGUCGUCUAUGUAUUCUACGUUUAAGUUUCGUUAAAGGCUGGGGACCUGACUAUCCACGACAAUCGAUCAAAGAGACCCCUUGCUGGGUAGAAGUGCAUUUACAUCGCGCCCUACAGCUGCUCGAUGAAGUUUUGCAUGCAAUGCCUAUUGAUGGCCCUCGAGCGAUUUCAUAAAUCCACUAAGAGUCAUUCUCUUACACUCACAUCAACAAAAAAAAAAAAAUAAUAAUAAAA